Molecule: messenger RNA, 3314 nt
Organism: Polyodon spathula (Mississippi paddlefish)
Lineage: Eukaryota; Metazoa; Chordata; Actinopteri; Acipenseriformes; Polyodontidae
Gene: slc6a11b
Product: solute carrier family 6 member 11b
Exons: 15
Coding region: 181-2034 (617 amino acids)
Biological process (GO): sodium ion transmembrane transport
Cellular component (GO): membrane
Source: RefSeq, a predicted model, not a curated record
AGAGAGAGAGAGAGAGAGAGAGAGAGAGAGCAACAAAAACAAAACGGAUCCAGAAAUCUUUUCUUCUUUUUGACUAGCAUUUUCCGAAACCAUCCCUUCUCCAGCAACGUCAAUUACGAGUGAUCAUCGUGCCAGCCAAGAAGUUUUACUGUACAAUCUAUAUUGGUUUGUUGAAACGUCAUGACAGAUGAAAAGACUAUUCCAAUAAUUAAUGGAAAACCAGAAGAUGCAAUGGACCCAGAAGCUUCCAACACCAAUUUAGUCCGCAGUAAUGACAAAAAAGUAAAUGAAAGAGGCCAUUGGAAUAACAAGGUUGAAUUUGUGCUCUCUGUGGCUGGAGAAAUCAUUGGACUGGGGAACGUGUGGAGAUUCCCUUACCUUUGCUAUAAGAACGGAGGGGGUGCUUUCCUAAUUCCAUAUGUGAUAUUCUUCAUCUGUUGUGGAAUUCCUGUGUUUUUCUUGGAGACUGCAUUGGGGCAGUUUACAAGUGAAGGAGGCAUUACGUGUUGGAGGAAAGUGUGCCCACUUUUUGAAGGUAUUGGAUAUGCCACCCAAAUCAUCUGCGCUCAUUUAAAUGUGUAUUAUAUCAUUAUCUUGGCAUGGGCUAUCUUUUACCUAUUUAACUGCUUUACAACUGAUCUACCUUGGGCAACUUGUGGACAUGAGUGGAAUACAGACAAUUGUGUGGAAUUUCAGAGGGCAAACUCAACUAACUGCACAUAUGCCAAUGCAACCUCUCCAGUUAUUGAGUUUUGGGAACGAAGAGUUCUGGGCAUAUCGAGUGGAAUUGAACACAUUGGGGGAUUACGAUGGGAAUUGGCUGGGUGCCUUCUCUUAGCUUGGAUCAUAUGCUAUUUUUGCAUAUGGAAGGGCCCAAAAUCUACUGGAAAGGUUGUGUAUGUGACUGCCACAUUCCCUUAUGUCAUGCUGAUGAUCUUACUGAUUCGAGGGGUUACUUUACCUGGAGCUGCAGAAGGAAUAAAGUUCUACCUGUAUCCAGAUCUCUCACGCCUCUCAGACCCACAGGUUUGGGUGGAUGCAGGAACACAGAUCUUCUUCUCCUAUGCUAUCUGUCUUGGUUGCCUGACUGCUUUGGGAAGUUAUAACAGCUAUAACAAUAACUGCUACAGGGAUUGUGUUAUGCUGUGCUGUCUAAACAGUGGCACUAGUUUUGUUGCUGGCUUUGCCAUUUUCUCAGUCUUGGGAUUUAUGGCUUUUGAACAGAAUGUUCCCAUAGAGGCAGUAGCAGAAUCGGGUCCUGGGUUGGCGUUCAUUGCUUAUCCAAAAGCUGUCACUAUGAUGCCUUUGUCACCCUUAUGGGCGGGAUUGUUCUUCAUGAUGCUCAUCUUCCUUGGGUUAGAUAGCCAGUUUGUCUGUGUUGAAAGUUUAGUGACUGCAGUAAUGGAUAUGUAUCCAAAGACUUUCAGAAGAGGUUACAGACGGGAGCUCCUGAUUCUUGCACUUUCAGUAUUCUCCUACUUCAUUGGGCUCAUAAUGUUGACAGAGGGUGGGAUGUAUGUUUUCCAGUUAUUUGACUCCUAUGCAGCCAGUGGAAUGUGUCUCCUGUUUGUGGCAAUUUUUGAGUCAAUCUGUAUAGGGUGGGUUUAUGGCAGUGAUAGAUUCUACAACAAUAUUGAAGAUAUGAUUGGGUACAGGCCAUUAAAAUUGAUCAAAUUCUGCUGGAUGUUUCUAACCCCAGGCAUCUGUAUAAGCAUCUUCCUGUUUUACUUGAUAAAGUAUAAGCCCCUGAAAUAUAAUAACGUCUAUGUUUAUCCUGAUUGGGGGAAUGGAAUAGGCUGGAUGAUGGCUCUUUCAUCCAUGAUUUGCAUUCCGGUGGGGCUUUUAAUUCAAAUAUUGCGAACCGAAGGAACCUUUUCAGAGAGAAUGACAAAGCUGACCACAGCCGAUCCAGAUCUGAAGAUGCAAGGCAAGCUAGGUGGGAGCCCGUUGUCCUAUACAGUUAAUGACUGUGAUGCCAAACUCAAAGGAGAAGGAAACAUCUCAGCAAUCACGGAAAAAGAAACACACUUUUAAGCAAAAAAAAAAAAAAAAAAAAAAAAGAAAAAGGGAAAGAAAUAAAAAAAAACUUUGUUGUUUUGUAAAAAAAAAAAAAAAAAAAAAAAUCCAUUUAAUUAUAGAAUCGCUUGUUUUGCACAAACUGUUAACAAGUUCAUUUUUUAAGUAUGCAUUAUAAUUAAGAUGACUUUUAUUAAUUGUAAGAGUAACCAACUAUAAACUGUACUUGAGAUUAAGUGAUUUCUUGUAAUAUUGUAACACUAGUAAAUGUUUACUGUUAGAAUGAUGCCAAUGUAUAAUGUGCUGUAAAACUUUUAUCUUUGGAACAAUUCUGGAAAAGUGUUUGUAGAGACGUGUUUCUAAUUGUAGAUAUCUUAAGACCAUUCCAAAUAUGAAUGUAUGUCUAUGGGGUGAGAGGGAGCUUCCUGUCUACUUUGCUGUAGGCGGGUUUCUAAAAUGAUAGUUUAAUCCCAGGGUACUUUUAUUGUUCCUGAUGUUUUAACUAUCUGUCGAAAUGAAGCACUCUGUUUUCACUGUUUGCUAUUAACUCGCAGGGCGAGUUUGGAGAGUACUAUUUUUCCUAGCUAUUUUAUAAGACUGCUGACUCAGAACUCAUAACACAUGAUUAAACCGAGUUUAAUCAAAGUUGACUGAUAUAUAUCCAGUUUUGGUUUCUGUAUGAUAUUUCAAGAGACAAUGAUUGUGUUUACGUACUUUAUAGCACUACUAGUCUUAGCUUGUCUACUUGAUUUUAUUCAGGGGGAGAUUUAGUUUGCUCAUCCUUGCUCUUUUGCAUCAGGAUAGCGUGGCUCAUGUUGAGGUAACAGCACCAAGCACUUAACACAGUUAUGUUUAGAUGUGUAACAAAAGCUGGCAGCUUUGAAGGGUACCCUAAGAACAGCCAUAGCUUUUCCACUGCUGCUACAGUAUGAUGAAUUUACUAGGAACUCUGUACACAUACAUAGCCCUUUGGCAUGGUCUACAUCGUCAUGUAUUAUUGCUAAUGCUUGUGCUUGUACAUUUGCACAUCUAAUACCCGUUUAACAAUUUCACUUCUACUUAAGUUUUUUUUUUUUUUUUUUAAGUUUACUUCUAGUGUUUGUGUACCUAUUUCUGAGAUUAAAAAAAUCAUGUUUCACUGAAGACUUUUGAUAUAUACGGUAGUGCUUUUGAAGUUUUAGCAGUAUAUUGAGAAGUUUGUACUGUAUGUAUUGUUUUACACACAGAUUUUGGUAUUCACAGGGCACAAGAUUCUAUUGUCUGUUUAAUCGUUUUUAAAAAUAAAGAAUAAAACGUAA